This is a messenger RNA of Ascoidea rubescens DSM 1968, 531 nucleotides long. RefSeq names its product PRA1 family protein. The transcript has 2 exons. The coding region runs from base 1 to 531 and encodes 176 amino acids. The record is from RefSeq and is a predicted model, not a curated record. Lineage: Eukaryota; Fungi; Ascomycota; Saccharomycetes; Ascoideales; Ascoideaceae. Gene Ontology annotation, cellular component: Golgi apparatus.
AUGCAAUCGCAGUUCACACCAGCUCAGUUCUCUUCCUUCAGUGGGAGAUUCGACUUUGAGAGGAUAAGAAGCGACACCAACCAAAUACAAUCCAAGUUCUCCAACUUGAGAUCGUUCCAACAAUUCUUUAACCUUCAAAGCUUGUCCAAACCCACGUCUUUAGCCAAUGUUAAGCAAAGAUUGUAUCACAACUUCAUGUUUUUUUUCUCAAACUACUUGCUAAUAUUUACAAUUUUUUCUUUCUAUGCUUUGAUCAAAAAUCUUUUACUACUAUUUGGACUAGUGUUCAUGAUAGUCAGUCUCUACUUGAUCAACUCAAUUCGAUCAAAAGAGAUCAAAAUUGGUUCGUCCAUAAAAUUGAGUCAAACCCAGUUAUAUGUGUUUGUUUUCAUUAUAUCUAUCCCAAUUUUGCUCUAUUCAAGUGCAUUCUCAGUGAUAUUUUGGCUCUUUAGUGUUAGUGGAAGCAUAAUCUUCACACACGCCAUCAUGUUUGAGAAGCCCAUGGAGUUGUAUGGCAGUGAUGUUGUUUAG